CAGCCCCUCUUCCUGCAGCCUGGCCGCUGGCAGCAGCAUGGAGAAAGGACCCUGGCGUCCCGCCCGCUGCCCUGUGCCCCCGCGGUGGUGCCAGGCCGCGUCCAGAGCGGUUGGGGUGCCCCGGUGCUGUCCGUGACCCCGUGCCGAUGGAGAGGAUGAGCUGGCUGAGCAAGCUGACCCCACGGGCGGGUGGGCAGCGAGCCCCCCGCAGCGCCAGCCUGCAGCCCCCCGUCACCGCUGACCCCGAGACCUGCCUCAUGGUCUUCAAGAACCACUGGGCACAGGUGCUGCGGAUCCUGGAGCGGCGCGGGAGCAAGCCAGCCCCCGAUGACCUCAGCGCUGUCCGCAACAACACCUACCAGAUGCUGAACCUGCUGGCUGAGGACCGGCCCUGGGGGGACGGGGACAAGGACAGGUCACAGGGGGACGGGGACGUGGCCUGCGGGCCCAUCCUGGAGUUUGUGGCUGCUGAGAACCUGCUGGAGCGGCUCCUUUGCUGGCAUCUGCAGGGCGACUUCACCGAGGAGAGGAAGGUGGAGCAGCUGAAGCUGUACGAGAUGCUGAUCAGCCAGGCCCGGCAGCCCCUGCUGCGGCACAAGCCGGUGCUGACGCCGCUGCUGCGCCUGCUCAGCGUCUGCGCCGAGCCCGCCUCGGCCCCGCUCGAGAACAGCCUGGUACUGCUGCUCAACCAGCUCUGUGUCUCCGUGGCCCGCGAGCCAGCCAUCCUGGAGCUCUUCUUCCACAGCCACACGGACCAGGGCCCCGCCAACCUCAUCAUCUUCUCGCUCCUCAUCCCCUUCAUCCACCACGAGGGCGCGCGGGGCCAGCAGGCGCGUGACGCGCUGCUGCUCAUCAUGGCCAUGUCGGCCAGCAACCGCGCCGUGGCCCAGUCCAUCACCGACAACUCCUACUUCUGCCCGGUGCUGGCCACGGGCCUGAGCGCCCUGUACUCCUCCCUGCCCCGCAAGAUCGAGGUGCGAGGAGAUGACUGGCACUUCCUGCGGCGGGAGGACUGGAUCGGCGUCUCCUCCCUCGUCCUCUUCAUGAACUCGCUUGAGUUCUGCAAUGCUGUCAUCCAGGUUGCCCACCCACUGGUGCAGAAGCAGCUGGUGGAUUACGUCCACAACGGGUUCCUUGUGCCCGUCAUGGGGCCGGCGUUGCACAAGACCUCGGUGGAGGAGAUGAUUGCGAGCACAGCCUACCUGGACCUGUUCCUGCGCAGUGUCAGUGAGACAGCGCUGCUGAAAACCUUCCUGCGCUUCGUGCUGCUGCACCGGCACGACAACACCACCAUCCUGGACACACUGGUGGGCCGCAUCAACAGCAACUCCCGGCUGUGCAUGGUGUCCCUGAGCCUCUUCCGGACCCUGCUCAGCCUCAACUGCGAGGAUGUGAUGCUGCAGCUCGUGCUCAGGUACCUGCUGCCCUGCAGCCACGUGAUGCUGAGCCAGAAGCGGGCGGUGCGGGACCUGGACAUCUACGGGAAGACAGCGGCGAAGUUCCUGUCGCUCAUCCCACGCUGCUGCCGGCCUGAGAGCCCCCCACCGCCCCGUGACCGGGACGAGGAGCCCCCUUCCCGGGCCAGGGGUAUGCCACUGCGGUCCCCCAGAGCCCCUCCACACCCCGGCUUGGUGCUGAGCCCCACCCCACCAUCCUCAUUGCCCCUUGGACCCUGUCCUGACACUGAGCCCUCUCCCUGCAUCCCUGCAGCCCCUCAGACUCCCUUCCUACCCUGGCUGGCUGUCCCAUGUGGCCCCUUAGGCCCUGUCCCCCUCCUAGCUUGAUGCAGAGCCCUCUCCUGGGGUCUCCUCCUGGGGUCUCCGUAG
Messenger RNA from Cyanistes caeruleus (blue tit), 1826 nucleotides. Lineage: Eukaryota; Metazoa; Chordata; Aves; Passeriformes; Paridae. The record is from RefSeq and is a predicted model, not a curated record.